CACAUGACAGCACAUAUAAAAUGUUUUUCAAUGAGAUUUCCUGGCAAAGUGGACUGCGUCGUUUGUGGGAGUGUUGAGGCCGCACCGCUACCAGUCUGAAACUAGCUUGUUUAACAAAAGGUGUAUAAAGAAAAAGAAAAGAAGCAAUCAUUUAAUUUGACCAUUGCAACGGAUCAAGCAAGCAAGGAAGAAGAGUAGAGAGAGCUAGUUCCCUUUCCUUUCAUUUCAUUUCAUUCCUUUCAAAAAUGAGCAACGAAUACGAUUACCUCUUCAAGCUUCUACUAAUCGGUGACUCGUCCGUCGGAAAAUCUUGCCUCCUCCUCAGAUUCGCUGAUGAUUCUUAUAUCGACAGCUACAUCAGCACCAUUGGAGUUGAUUUCAAAAUCAGAACUGUGGAGCUGGAAGGGAAGACCAUCAAGCUGCAGAUUUGGGAUACGGCUGGUCAGGAGCGCUUUAGGACUAUAACAAGCAGUUAUUACAGGGGAGCACAUGGAAUUAUUAUUGUCUAUGAUGUUACCGAGAUGGAAAGCUUCAACAAUGUGAAGCAGUGGUUGCAUGAGAUAGAUAGAUAUGCUAGUGACAGUGUCUGCAAGCUUCUUGUGGGAAAUAAAUGUGAUUUAGUUGAGAAUAAGGUUGUUGAUACUCAAACUGCUAAGGCCUUUGCAGAUGAGCUUGGCAUCCCUUUCCUUGAGACAAGUGCUAAAGAUUCAAUCAAUGUGGAGCAGGCUUUCUUAACUAUGGCAGCAGAGAUUAAGAAGAAGAUGGGAAGCCAACCAACUGCUAGUAAUUCGUCAGAAACUGUUCAAAUGAAGGGACAACCAAUUUCUCAGAAAAACAACUGCUGUGGUUAGGUAGAAGUCUUAGAUUUUCUACUCAAAUGUUAACUGUUAUAUGAAAAUACAGACACUGUUCUCGACUUUGUUAUGUUAUGUUACAAUAACUGUUGCAAUGUCUAUAUUUAAAUCCUUGGAUAAUGAAGGAAUCCAACUUAAAAUUUCUGAAAUCUGUGUGACAGAGAUCAUAGUAGUUGUAAAUUCUUGGAUGAUGGAGAAAAUGUCAGAUUAAUGUUAUUUUUA
This is a messenger RNA of Arachis stenosperma, 1076 nucleotides long. Its product is annotated as ras-related protein RABD1-like. The transcript has 9 exons. The record is from RefSeq and is a predicted model, not a curated record. Lineage: Eukaryota; Viridiplantae; Streptophyta; Magnoliopsida; Fabales; Fabaceae. Gene Ontology annotation, molecular function: GTP binding; GTPase activity. Bases 246 to 851 code for a protein of 201 amino acids.